Messenger RNA from Pseudoliparis swirei, 3409 nucleotides. It is a transcript of the gene il17rd, whose product is annotated as interleukin 17 receptor D. Lineage: Eukaryota; Metazoa; Chordata; Actinopteri; Perciformes; Liparidae. The record is from RefSeq and is a predicted model, not a curated record. The transcript is spliced from 16 exons. The coding region runs from base 31 to 2424 and encodes 797 amino acids. Gene Ontology annotation, molecular function: interleukin-17 receptor activity.
CUCUCAGAGUCGUCCAGACUUGAGGGAGGAAUGGCGGCCCCUCGGAGCUUCCUCAUCACCCUCUCCGGUGUGUUCCUGCUCUUGUGUUCCUCCCGCGGAUCUACGACCUCCGGCGGCAGCAGGAGAGCGACCCACGAGCGCUGCGGGUUCAAGGUGCAGUCUGCAGCAGAGGGGAGUCGCCCGCUGCCCGUCUCCUUCAGAGCGGACAACUGCUCGUUGAACUACCCUCUGGGGAAACACGUGAUCCACGAGGUCGCCGCCGUCUCCUUCAGCCACCUGGCCUGCGAGGAUCAGGCCGCCGUGGUCGUCCACUGGGCCGCCAGCCCGCUAGGAAUCGAACACAUUAAAGGCUUCCGGGUCUAUCUGGAGGACAAGAACCCAGAAGGGAAGCAGUGUCAGCAUCUCCUCCUCAAGGACCCUCGGCAGCUCAACUGCUCCUACAAGGACACGAAGCUGAGCAGCCAGCCGUUCGGCGGGUUGACCUUCGACACCGACUACAUGGUGCGCGUGGUUCCCUUCCCGACGCUGAUGAACGAGAGCUUCUUCCCUCCCUCCUUCCUCAGGACCAACUCAUGUGAAGUCCUCCUGGGAUCAGAAAACCUGGUCUGCAAACCAUUCUGGAAGCCGAAGGCCCUGAACGUGUCCCAGCUGGGCUCCAACCUCCACGUGGCGUUCGACCAGGCGCCGGCCUCCUUCGGCUUCGGCUCCUACUUCCUGUUCUUCAAGCUGCGGCAGGACGGACCCUUCAGACGGCAGCGCUGCAAACCGGAUGUGAACCAACACAGAACCACAUGUGUCCUGCAGGACGUCACUCCAGGGACCUACGCUAUCGAGCUGAGAGACGACGACAACACGACCAGGAGGGAAACUCAGUACCACGUGAGCCGGGUCCACUCCCAAUGGGCGGGGCCUAUCCGCGCCAUGGCCAUCACGGUGCCUCUGGUCCUCAUGUCGGCCUUCGCCACGCUCUUCACUGUCAUGUGUCGCAAGAAACAGCAAGAAAACAUCUACAGCCAGCUGGACGAGGAGAGCAGCGAGUCGUCCAAUCACAGCGCGGCGUUGAGCGCGGAGCGGCCGUGGCCCCGCCCCAAAGUCUUCAUCUGCUACUCCAACAGAGACUGCCCCAAACACGUCGCCGUCGUCCAGAGCUUCGCCUACUUCCUGCAGGACUUCUGCAGCUGUGAGGUGGUUCUGGACCUCUGGGAACAUCUGGAGAUGUGCAGAGAGGGUCAGAUGUCGUGGCUCAGCAGACAGCUGGACGAAGCCCACUUCAUCAUCACCGUGUGCUCCAAGGGACUACGCUUCUACAUCGAGAAGAAGAGCCACCGCGGGAAGACGCCGGUCGGCCGCCGCGGCAACGGCGGCAGCAGCUCUCCGAUUGGCGGAGCCGGCGGCGACCUGUUCAUUGUGGGCGUGGCCAUGAUCGCGGAGAAGCUGCGGCUGGCGAGGCAGAGCGAGGGGGGCGGAGCUCAGGAGCUGAGCCGCUACAUGACGGUGUAUUUUGACUUCUCCUCGGAGAACGACAUCCCCACCAUGUUGAGCCUGGCUCCCAGGUUCAAGUUGAUGGACCAGCUGCCGCAGCUCUUCAGCCGGCUCCACGCCGGCCCGUCGGGUUUGGCGGAGCGCGAGCCGCAGCCGCUCAACGUCUCCAGGAGGAACUACUUCCGGAGCCGCUCGGGCCGCUCGCUCUACGUCUCCAUCUGCAACAUGCACCAGCACGUCAGCCAGAACCCCGACUGGUUCGAGAAGCAGCUCUCUCCUCCUCCUGCGGGGGGCGCUGCCUCCUCCUCCGCCUCCUCCUCGAAGAGUCCUCCGUCCCCUGCCGCCGCCCCGGCUCCGAGUCCUCCUCCGAAGCCCGCCUGCCCGCCCUCCUCCGGCGUGGUGCUGAACGAGGUGGAGGUGAACACGCCGCCGCCCCCGGAGGGAGGGGAGGGGGCGCCGAGGAGGAACGUGCUCCUGCUGGCCCCCGGGUCCGGUCCCGGUCCGGAUCCCUGUCCCAGUCCGGGUCUGCCACAGGGCUCCCUGAGGUCCACGUCUGGAUUAUCUGGUCUGCUGCUUGAGGAGCCUUGCGCCUCCCCUUCCUCCUCCUCCUCCGCUCCCUCCAUCCUGCGGGAGGGGUCGUGUCCUCUCCUCACGCAGGCCGAAGAAGAGGAAGGCCACCGUUCCCCUCCGGAGGUCCCGCCUCCUCGCGAUUCGGGCAUCUACGAUUCGUCCGUCCCGUCCUCGGAGCUCUCCAUUCCCCUGAUGGACGGGCUGUCACAUGACCGGGCUGACUCCGCCUCCCUGGCCGACAGCGAAUCGACUUCUUCGGGGCUCGGUGACGAGGAGCCGCCCGCCGUCACGUCGCUCCUCUGCAAAGCGGAGCUGCACCACCACCACCACCUGGACCACGGCGACGGACUCGCACCUGUGGCGUCGUUGUAGUGGCUCCGCCCCCCCCGCCGAUCCCCCAGCCAAUCGGAAGAGGAGCAGCACGGUGAUGUCAUCAUAAGAUCUCCAAAGAACUCUGAACGUACUUUGUUCGCUGUGCCGGGAGGAUUUAUAUAUUUUUUUAAGGACUGGAGUGGACCGGUUCAAACUAAAGAUUUAUUGAUUGAUUGAUUGACAUCUGACUCGUGGACGUUCGGGCACCUUUUUUGAUGCAGAAAAGCAGGAACGCACGACGUCAAAGCGGGAUGAACGCAGCUCCUGAAGGCGACUGAAUGCAUCAGAAUAUAUAUAUAUUUUUUUUUAUUCUCAACAUUUAUGACCAAAACCAUAUGCCCUAAAUACUUGGGGGGGGGGGGCAUAUUUAUGAAUGAAUGCCUUUUUAUUCUAGGAGGAGCAUCUUCGUCUCUCAAAACAGAAACAUUUUAUAUCGAUAUACAUUGGAUUAUAACGAGCACGUUUUUCCUCCAUCCUUAUUUAAAAUGUCUCCUAUAAUAAUAAACUGUACAAUUAUUUUUCGACAAACUGUUUAACUGAACGGAGCUGUCGGGAAAAGUCUCCUAAAAACCUGCUAAUGUGACGUUUUAUAAAAAAGGAAGUUCACAACAUGCAAUUAAAAUGCAUUCAGCUGGUUUCUCCUCUGAGGUUACAUGAGUUAAAGUAUUUAAUGUUACAUUUAUAGACGUGUAUUUCUUUUUAAUCCUUUUUCUAACGUUUAAUGAUGAAGGCAUUGUUUAGUGACACAAUUUCCCGACUCGUGUGUUUGAGUUGCUGCUGAAGACGUGAAGAGUCGGCGUUUCCUACGUGUAAAUAGUAUUAUUAUUGUUUUUUUUAUCCUGGAAAUGUCUGUUCUGCUUCAAAUGUUAUAUAUUUAGACCGUUGUAUUACUAUUAUUUUCUACAUUUUAUGCUAGAAAUGUACUGUUUUAUAGUACCUCAAUGUAGGAAAUAGAUCAAUCCAUCUAAUAAAAUGGUUGUCUUUU